This is a messenger RNA of Amblyraja radiata (thorny skate), 1898 nucleotides long. Its product is annotated as lysosome membrane protein 2-like. Gene Ontology annotation, cellular component: cytoplasm; lysosome; membrane. Lineage: Eukaryota; Metazoa; Chordata; Chondrichthyes; Rajiformes; Rajidae. The coding region runs from base 177 to 1643 and encodes 488 amino acids. Gene Ontology annotation, molecular function: scavenger receptor activity. The record is from RefSeq and is a predicted model, not a curated record. The transcript is spliced from 12 exons. Gene Ontology annotation, biological process: protein targeting to lysosome; receptor-mediated endocytosis.
AAGACCGAGACAGCCAACUCAUUUUUGAGUUCAGCAGAUCCCAAAGCUACGGUACACAAAGAGUACCUCUACCUUGUUGAUCCAUUUCUAUAGAGAGUGAACAAGCUUCAUGUACCCGGUUAGUUAGCCAGCAGCAGUACCUUGUCGUCCCUACUUCAUUGUUUUUUUUUGUGGAAAUGAUGACCCGCUUACGAAACAAAAUUGCUGUGAUUGGUGUGUUUGCUUUGGGCUGCUUCAUUACAUUUGUGGUGUUGACUGUCAAAGAUGUUCUUAAGAAUAUAGUGGAAGACCAGAUCAAAGAGCGUACAAAGCUGAAGUUGAACAGUGAGUCAUUAAAGAACUGGAAGGACCCUCCUGUGCCUGUCUACAUGCAGUACUUCCUCUUCCAUAUUGAAAACCCCGAGGAAAUACUUCAGGGCAAGCAAGCCAUCGUGAGGGAAGUUGGACCCUACACAUACAAGGAGCUCAGGCACAGGUCUGAUGUAUUUCUAUACGACAACGCCACAAUAUCUUCCACUAUGCAUAAAAGCUUUGUAUUCCAACGAAAUAUGUCAGUAGGUGACCCCAGAGUCGAUCACAUUACAACAGUCAACAUUCCAUUUGUUGCUAUGCUGCAAUCAACGAAGCAGAGCGGUAUGGCCCAGAAGAUGAUUCUGUCCUUACUGUUUGCCCUGAAGAGCAGUGCGAUGUUUCAGACUCACAGUGUGGAGGAGUUCCUGUGGGGUUAUGAGGAUCCUCUGCUGAAACUUGGUCAUAAGCUUCUACCUAGCAUUUUCCCAGACAGUCGAUUCGGACUUUUCUAUGAUAAAAAUGGAUCAGAUGAUGGAGUGUAUCUAUUCAGCACUGGCAAUAAUGAUUACAUGGAUUCUACCAAAAUAAUAACGUGGAAUGGACAAAAAUCGCUUACUUGGUGGGCAUCCAAUACCUCUAACAUGAUUAAUGGAACAGAUGGAGCCUCCUUCCAUCCACUGAUAAAAAAGAACGAAGCCCUAUAUAUUUUUGCUCCUGAUAUAUGCAGGUCUCUGCAUUUGAUUUUUGAAAAAGAUGUGCAAGUGAAAGGUAUCAGUGCCUAUCGGUUCAUUGUUCCAAAAGAGAUGUUUGCAAUUGACUAUCUCAGCAAGGAGGGAUUUUGCCCAGCAAUGAAUUGCCAACUCUCCGGAGUCCUGAACAUCAGCAUCUGCAAAAAAGGAGUUCCUAUUUUCAUCUCAUCUCCUCAUUUUUAUGAUGGGGAUCAGAAGUUAGUGAGGGACAUAAGCGGAAUGAAACCCAACAUGAAAACUGACCGAACAUUCCUUGACAUAGAACCAAUGACUGGUUUCCCUAUCAGAGCAGCCAAGAGAAUGCAGCUCAACCUCCACAUCGAGGCAGUGGACUACAUUGUCCAAACUGGUCGAAUGAGGACAAUGAUUUUACCAGUUAUCUUUUUGAAUGAGCAUGCUGUGAUUGAUGACAAAUCAGCAGUUGAAUUGAAAUGGGCGCUUCAGAUUAUGAAGAUCGUGCUCUACAUCCCUUAUAUCAUCCUAGGCGCUGGAAUCCUGUUUUUGUUGAUAUCUCUCAGUCUCGCCUUUGUCAUGUGCAGUUGCAAAGAGAAUAAGGAAUAUACACCUGUAAUUUUAAAAGUGCUGAAUAUAAAAUCACACUGACGGAGAUCCAACCACGUGAACUGCUGCAGUUAAACAGAAGUUCAGCCUGAUUUGGAGCUGCAGUAACUUUAAAUUAGAACAUACAAAUACAGAGCCUUCCACUGACUUGACAAUAUAUUAAUAGAAUCAGUUACCAAUAACUGAUGUUGUUUUCCAGAUAGUCAACUACAGUUACAAAUGGAAUAUUGCAUAGUUCAAAUAAUAACCGUUUAAAAUGAGCCAAUCAUGUUUCAAAAAUAAAAUACAAUGAUUGGA